This is a messenger RNA of Coniophora puteana RWD-64-598 SS2, 2202 nucleotides long. RefSeq names its product P-loop containing nucleoside triphosphate hydrolase protein. The transcript is spliced from 5 exons. Gene Ontology annotation, molecular function: ATP binding; 3'-5' DNA helicase activity; four-way junction helicase activity. The record is from RefSeq and is a predicted model, not a curated record. NCBI's taxonomy places the organism in Eukaryota, Fungi, Basidiomycota, Agaricomycetes, Boletales, Coniophoraceae. Bases 1 to 2202 code for a protein of 733 amino acids. Gene Ontology annotation, cellular component: chromosome; nucleus; cytoplasm. Gene Ontology annotation, biological process: double-strand break repair via homologous recombination.
AUGAAUAUAUUCGAUCUACUACCUACCGAAGAACUUUCCCCGAACGCGCAGAAAUCGCUCGAAGAACUAUCCCCAUCGUUUGUCGAGAGCCUCUCCUUUGAACAGGCUCAGAUCGUCUUCAAGGCUACAUCCUGGUUCGACAAGCAGUUCAAUGGUACUAAAACUCCUCGGGAGUUUCAACUACAAUCCACGGUGGCCACUCUGUCUGGCCAGAACGUUGUCGUUCGCGCAGGAACCGGGUACGGCAAGACAAUGGCUAUGGUACUACCCCUGCUGCUCGGCGACCAGUCAAAAAUCGCGAUCACCAUCUCACCGCUUAAAUUGCUCCAAAAAAAUCAUGUUCACGAAUUCGAGCAAUAUGGGAUCAAGACCGUUCAAAUCAACGAGGACACACCAGAUGAUAAAAACCUAUGGAAGGAUAUCGCCCAGGGAGUGUACAGAAAUAUCCUUGUCGCCCCCGAGCAAUUCUUUCGACACAACGGACACCUACCACGCCUCGCCUUCAUCAUGCUCACGUCGCGAGCUUUCGUGAAGAGCAUCGGCUUUCUUAACUGUGACGAAGCCCACAUGAUCCAGACGGCCGGUCUACCUCGUCGAGGUGAGGAGUACGCCUUUCGACCAGCAUACGGCAAGAUCGCAAAUAUUCGAGCCCUUCUAGCCAAGGAUACACCAAUCCUUGUGCUCUCAGCAACACUUCCACCACCCACCCUCUACACUGUCCUUGGAUCGCUACGCCUUGAUCCCGACCAGACACUCAAGAUCCUGCAGCCAACUAAUCAUCCGAAUCACUUCUAUGCUGUCCAUGAGCUUCACGGCAGCAUCUCAAACCUCAAAAAUUAUAAUUUUCUUAUUCCCUUGUACUCCAAUCCGACCAUGCCACCCAAGACUGUGAUCUUCGUGGAAAAUCGCGAGGCUACGGCUACGAUAGCGCGACAUCUACGCAAACAUUUCCCUCCCUCUCUGCAAACUGAUAGGAUCGUCGCUCAUCUUCAUGCAGGAAUGUCUCCCGAGUACAAUGAUGAGAUAUACAAUGACUUCAUGCACACGGACAAGAUAAGUACACUGAUCUCAACGUCUGCAGCUUCACAUGGCAUCAAUUCGCCCAACAUCGCUCGGAUUAUUUGUGUUGGGGCUCCCUGCGACGAAAUCACCAUGUUGCAAAUGUUCGGACGCGGAGGCCGUACCCCGACACUCGAGACUGUUUGUCUCGUUAUCGCAGAGCCGUGGGCAUUAACGACAGAGGAGAGCGACAAACCGAGCGCUCGCGAGAAGCGAGCCGAUCCAGGAAUUCGCGAGUAUAUCUCGCUCAAGACAUGCAGACGAGCGUACCUAGCGGCGAAGGACGGUGAUACCAGCCCAGAAGCCACCACAUUUCUAGGCCCCCACUGCUGCGAUAACUGCGGCAGGGCGAGCACCUUUGAUCCUGCCCAGCUCUUCCCCCGUCCAUUCCACACGCAAAAGGCCACGUCUGAUGGCGAGACGCAGUCGCAGAGUCAGCCGUCGACUCAGAAAAAGAAAGACAACAUACCGAAGCCCAAGACACGCUCGCGCACAGAACACGACGAACUUCGACAGCGCCUCGAGACUCUGAGGUCCGAAAUAGCGCCUCGACUCGACUAUGCAUGGCCUGAGAGCUAUCUCCUCAGCAAAAAACAUAUCGACACCGUUGUUCUCUCUCCUCUAGAUGCGAUCCCAUCCACCGCCGCUCUCGUCAAACUCCUCAGCGAAAAUAGCGAGUGGGCCGAGGAUGUUGCUCCCUCAGUCUUCGAAGUUAUCGCAGCCCAUGACGCCGAUCUUGCUGCACGCAAGGCUGAAGCGGCCGCUUUGAAGCGACCAGUGCAGCAACAUUCCCAGAGCCAAGCUGAGUACUCUCAGCAGCUCUACUCGUAUAAUUCGUCUAUUAAUUUAAAUGGCUGGACACAUGAGGACCCGGCUGCUAGGAUCGCAGCACAGGAGGCAAAGGACGCCUCCAAACCUCAAAAAUCGAAGAAACCGUCAAAAGCGAAGGGGAAACGCAAGAAUACUUCAACACUCUCUCAGCACGACAGUGGUGACGCCGGCCCUUCGCAGACCAAGCGGCAACGAACACGAUCUCCCAGUCCCAGUCCAUCUAACACCCAGCCUCGAGUCCCUCGUCCGAAACCACGCCAGAGAACAAACGGACCUGUAGAAAUAGAUAAGGAGUUGUAUAGUAGCAUAUGA